Molecule: messenger RNA, 2901 nt
Organism: Empidonax traillii (willow flycatcher)
Lineage: Eukaryota; Metazoa; Chordata; Aves; Passeriformes; Tyrannidae
Product: DNA topoisomerase I, mitochondrial-like
Exons: 20
Coding region: 128-2782 (884 amino acids)
Biological process (GO): DNA replication; DNA topological change
Cellular component (GO): mitochondrial nucleoid; chromosome
Molecular function (GO): DNA binding; DNA topoisomerase type I (single strand cut, ATP-independent) activity
Source: RefSeq, a predicted model, not a curated record
UUUAAGUAAACUUCCUGCGGGAGGGAAUUUCCCUCGGGUAGGCAGCUGGCUGAGGUCCUCUCUACUCGUGGGGACAUCCUUGAGGAUUCUGCCUUAACAUUCCCAAGAACUGCUGGAUGAGGGAGCCAUGGGGGUCUCAAGGGACAGUGAGAUGAAGAAGAGCAGCAGGAAGCGAAAGAAGGAGUUGGAGAACGGGCAGGAGGUUCCCAAGGAGCUCAGGACAAAGAUUGGGAAGAAGGAGCCGGAAUAUUCAGUGCAGUUCCCUGCAGGAAAAGAGGGAAAAGGGAAGAAGAAACCACCCAAGGUCAAGGAGAAGCCGCUGCAGGAGAACAUCAUCAGCAGCUCCCUAAAGCAGGAGGCUGCAGGAGGAAAAGGCCUUGGCUCGAGCCUUGGGAAUGGGAUCCAAGCUGAGGAAGGAGCCGCCCUGGGCUCGGAGGAGACCAAAGCAUCCCUGCCCCAAGGGCCACCCGUGGAGCUCCAAGACUCUUCAGGGUGCCAGGACAAAUCCCAGGAAGCGGGACCUGCGGUGGGACAGCAGCUCUUGAAGAUCCAGAAUGGAAUUGGGAUCCCAAAGCCCAGUGAUGGCGUUGCUGGUGGGAUUUCCUCCCCCUCUGGAGAUGCUGGGAAUGUGGAGAUGGAUGUGGAGCUCGCAGAUGUGAGGGAGGGUGAGGAGAAGGAGCUGGAUCCUCCUGUCCCACGAAAAGAACGGGAUUCCCGAGUCCUGAAGAGCAAAAAAGGAGGAAAGAAGAAACAGGAGGAAAAGAAGGAGCAGGAAAAAGGAUUGAAGAGGAAAAGAGAGAGGAAAAAGGAUAAAUUUGGGGAUGGGAUGGAAGGAAUUGAGGAGGAGGAGGAUGAGGGAGGCAGUGAGGGAGGCAGGAAUUGGGAAGAGGAACAGGGAAGAGCCAAAAGAGGGAAAAGCAGCAGAUUUCAGGGACAGGGGGAUGGGAGAGAAAAGCAGGAGAAGGGAAAGGCCAAGAAGCACAAGAAGGUGAAAGUGGAAGGGGUGGAAAAGGUGGGAAAAAAGAGAAUAAAGAAGGAAAAAGUGUCGGAAGAGGAAAAGGAGCAAGAGGUGGAAAAGAUGGAGGAGGAAGGAGCGGGAAGUGAAAGGGAGGGAAAAGACGAGGUGGGAAAGGGAAGUGGAGAUGGAAAAGGAGUCAAGGAGGAGGAAGAGCUCAGGGAGGAAAAGUUGGGAGAGACCUGGAGAAUGGGGAUGGAGCAGGAAGAGGAAGGGAAGGGAGAUGAGCCAAGGAAAAAGAAGAAAAGCAAGAAGAAAAAGCCCGAGGGGGAAGAGAAGGAGGAGAAGAAGAGCCAAGAGGAGGAGACUCCAGGGAAAAGCAGGAAAAGGAAAACUCAGGAAGGAGGAGGAGAAAAGAGCAACAAGAAGGCGCAGAAAGAGGAGGAGAAAGAGGCGGAAAACAAGUGGAAGUGGUGGGAAGAGGAGAAGAAGGACGAUGGGGUGAAGUGGACGCAGCUGGAGCACAAGGGGCCCUACUUUGCCCCACUUUAUGAGCCCCUUCCCGAGGACGUGAGGUUUUAUUACGAUGGAAAACCCCUGAAGCUGAGCUUGGCCACGGAGGAAAUCGCCACGUUUUAUGCCAAAAUGCUCGACCACGAGUACACGAGCAAGGAGAUCUUCCAGAACAACUUCUUCCACGACUGGAGGAAGGAGAUGACCUCGGAGGAGCAGGAGAUAAUCCAGGACCUGGCCAAGUGUGACUUCAGUGAGAUCCACAAAUACUUCGUGGACAAAAGCGAGGCCCGGAAGGCGCUCCCCAAGGAGGAGAAGCAGAAGCUGAAGGAGGAGGCAGACAAGAUCCAGGAGGAAUACGGGUACUGCAUCCUGGAUGGGCACCGCGAGAAGAUCGGCAACUUCAAAACGGAGCCACCGGGGCUGUUCCGGGGCCGUGGCGACCACCCCAAGAUGGGGAUGCUGAAGAAGAGGAUCAUGCCAGAAGAUGUUGUCAUCAACUGCAGCAAGGAUUCCAAGAUUCCCAAGCCCCCCGAAGGUCACAAGUGGAAGGAGGUUCGCUUUGACAACACGGUCACCUGGUUGGCCUCGUGGACCGAGAACAUCCAGAACACCCUCAAGUACAUCAUGCUGAACCCCAGCUCCAAGCUGAAGGUCUUCAAGAACCUGCAGCUGUUCAUGAAGAACAAAGACCCCUCAGAUGACCUCUUUGACAGCCUCAAUACAACCUUCCUGAACAAACAUCUCCAGCACCUGAUGGAUGGUUUGACGGCCAAGGUGUUCCGGACCUACAACGCCUCCAUCACCCUGCAGGAGCAGCUCAAGGCCCUCACCAACCCUGAAGACAACGUUGCUGGGAAGCUCCUCUCCUACAACCGAGCCAACCGCGCCGUGGCCGUGCUGUGCAACCAUCAGAGGUCCGUGCCCAAAACCUUUGCCAAAUCCAUGGAAAUCCUGCAGACCAAGAUCGAUGCCAAGAAGAAGCAGGUGGAGGAAGCCCAGCAAGAGCUGCAAAAAGCUGAAGAGGAGUUGGAAGACACAAAAGAUGCCAAAGCAGAGGCGAACGUGGAGAAGAAGAAGAAGCUGCUGAAGAGGCUGGAGGAGCAGCUGGCCAGGCUGAAUGUCCAGGCCACAGACAAGGAGGAGAACAAGCAGAUAGCUCUGGGCACUUCCAAGCUCAAUUACCUGGAUCCCAGGAUUAGCGUUGCUUGGUGCAAGAAGUUCGGGGUGCCCAUCGAGAAGAUCUACAACAAGACCCAGAGGGAGAAGUUUGCCUGGGCCAUCGCCAUGGCCAACGAGGACUUUGAGUUCUGAGCCCACUUCCACCUCAAACCCUUCAAUCCCGCCCAUCUGGUGCUGUUGGAAAGCUUUGUUUAUUUUUUUCCCUCGUCCUGCAGGGGGUGAGGGGUUUGUCCAAGAGAAGAAUUUGAUGC